This is a messenger RNA of Belonocnema kinseyi, 8910 nucleotides long. Its product is annotated as calcineurin-binding protein cabin-1-like. Lineage: Eukaryota; Metazoa; Arthropoda; Insecta; Hymenoptera; Cynipidae. Gene Ontology annotation, biological process: chromatin organization. Gene Ontology annotation, molecular function: nucleosome binding; protein binding. The transcript has 19 exons. Bases 202 to 7983 code for a protein of 2593 amino acids. Gene Ontology annotation, cellular component: nucleus. The record is from RefSeq and is a predicted model, not a curated record.
UUUUUACGCGUAAGUUGGUAAAUAAAUAUUUAAUGGGAGCAGUUUAUUUGACGAGCACGUCAUCUGAAAUGCGUAAUCUAGAUUAGAUAAUAAAAUAUAUACAUAUAUAAACGCUUGCAAAAAUGGCGUUGAACCGGUUAUGUUGUUAAAUUCAUGUUUUUGCAAACAUUGUGCUCUUAUUUUCAAAAAUAAGGCUUCAAGAUGAUGAAAAUAUCGGCAUUAAACGAGGUUUCGUCCGGAAAAGACGAGGAAGAAGAUGUAACGACAAUUACCAAAGAGGCCCAGGAACAAAUAGCCCUUACGGAAUAUAAUAGAGCGUUACAGCUUCUUCAGGGCAAAAAGAAAGAUGAAGCCUUGACAGUUUUCCAAGACCUUCUCGAUACCGAGCUUCUCGAUCAGGUUGAAAAACCUGAGGUUCCAGAUGGAAGAUCCCGACCCAUGUUGUCUUUAAAAUACGCUUGUUUCAAAAACAUAGCAAGCAUCCAAGCCGAUUUUGAAAAUUACGAAGAUGCGAUAGACAAUUACUGGGAAGCUGCAAAUUUGGAUGAUAGCGAUGUGACUCUGUGGCAUAGAAUUGGAAUACUAGCGAUGAAAAUCUCGAAUCUAGAGCUUGCCUGUUCCGCGUUUAAGCAGGGUUUAAAAUGCAAUCCGAAUCACUGGCCCUGUUUAGACAAUAUCAUCACUGCCUUGUACGCAGUUCCUGAUUACAUGAACUGCCUAUUGUAUAUUUCAAUGGCUCUAGAACGAGAUUCGACUUACGUCAAAGGUCUGGCAUUUCGGGAGAAAAUCUUCAAGGACAUGCCUUGUUUCGAGGAAAGUUACAAACUUUACAACAGCGACUGGGCUCUUGAUCCUCCCCCAGACAUCGAAUACGAUCACGUUAUCGGAGAAAAGUUGUUGGAGGAGGUGAAAGAAGUCGCGGAAAAAUGGGCUGAAGCCUGCAAACCAGAAUUCACCAUGAAACCCCUGCCUCUCUUGACCCUGAGGAAACCUUUGUCGCAGUAUACUUGGUUUGAACUCGGCGAGAGUCUUGUGGGUAUGCACGAAUAUGUUUUCGAAAACGAUAUCAGUUUUGCGAGCAAGGUCAGCAUUAUUGUACAAAAAAGUGAGGAGACUGAGGAAGAGAAGUUUGUCUCUGAAAAAGAGGAGAAGGUUCUCUCUGAUAAAGAGGAGAAGGUUGCCUCUGAAAAAGAGGAGAAAAUUGGUUUUGAAAAAGAGGAGAAAGUCGUUGUCUCUGAAAAAGAUGAAAUUCUGGAUAAUAAUGUGGAGGAUGAUGAAAUGGAAGUGGAUCUGAAAUCCGAAGAUGAGGAGGAAAAGAAGGAUGAGGAAGAGAAGAAGGAAGAGGAUGAUCAGCCCGUUUUUGAAAUUGAAGACGAUAUUCCAGUCUCUGAUAGCAACACUGACAACUUGAUAGAAAUCGAAAACGAGGAUGAUGGAAAGUCGGGAUCGAGUGAUAUCCAAAUUAUCGAGUUGGAUGAUCCGUUGAAAGUUUCCGAACCCGAUGUCCUGCCUCUUGAUGAUUUUGUGGUGAAGGAACCGGAGCUUGAGAUGGAUGUUGAGAUGGAAAAACUCGAUGUGGAGAAGGAUUUAGAAAAUUUGAAAAAACCUGAGGGUUCCUUGGGUGAGAAAACAGAGAAGAAAGAAACUGACAAGUCGAAUGAUAAUGAGACUUGUAAACAAAAUGACAAAUCUAAUGACAAGUCGAAUGACAAGUCUUCAAAGGCUGACGAGAAAUCGAAUGACAAGUCGGAGGGAAAGGAGGAGAGUCAGAAAGUGAAGAAAAGGAGGAGAAGUUCUCUCUGUUUUUUGCAGCAAUGGGCUUGGAGUACCAAUAAUACGAGAAGAUCAGCGAGGGUUAGGGGAUCUAAUAAAAAAGAGACUGAGAGGGACGAUGCUUUGCUGGAAGAAACGAUCAAGAGGAUUUUACCCAGUAGUUUAUUGCCCGAGAACGCGAAAUACUCUGGAAAUGAGCCUUCGAAAUCCACCGACGAUUCAAUGGACACUAUGGAUUUGUACCAAUUAUUUACCAACAGAGAAAAUAAUAGAGAUGGAACUAGAAGUACAGAAAGUUCAAAGCCAACGAGUCCCCAGAACGACGGACAACAAAAUUACUUCGGCUCGGAUUUCGAAAAAUUGGAAGUUGAAGCUUUCAUCAACGAGCACAGUUGCAAAAAUAAUCUAAUGAUUAUUAUUGCAAAAUAUACGGAAUUUCUAUGUACAAAAUGGAAUCUUGAGUGGCCAAAAGGUCUUGCGGAAGUUUAUUUAAAAGCUUACACAUUUACUAGAGAACAUAUUCCACACUCUCCGUUUGGCGAUGUAGCGGAAGAUUACGUUUUAAAGUUGGAUGCUGAGAUGGCAUUAUUAUAUGCAGAACUUCACACAGAUAGGUGGUUGGAUAAAAAAACUGAAGUUGUUCCAUCUUCCACCCUUCAAAAUUUCGGAACUGGAUUGUCUUCGGAGGAGCUUGGCUACAUUAUUUUUGCGAGUGUUCGAGGCGAUUUAUUCAGUGACGACAAUAUCCUAUUUUUGCUGAGAGUUUUGUGGUUGAAGGCACAUGUAUUUUUGUGCCAGGGUGAAAUGGACAUUGUUAUUGAAACUCUGGAAUCUUUACUGAACCAUAUGCGAGAAUUAAACAUACAAGUUCCAAGCGCAUUUCUCAAACUGAAAAAUUGUAAUCACAAUUCGCACAUCAGUAUUAAAGCAGUGGAGAAAUUGCUACUUUCAAUCCAAAGGGGGCAAAAAUUGAAAGAAAUCAAAAAGCUCUACGAAGAGAAAAAAUAUAUAGAAUUGGCCAACAUUUUACAAGAAACUUUCCAGUUUGCGAAGCAAGCGAGCAAGUUUGGUGUGAAUAAUGAUGUGAUUGUUGAGCGGGUCGAUCAGCUCAAUAUGUUGUUGGACAGUUUAUGGCAACUGAACCAAUUUGAGGAAUGUUACGUUUGGUCCGAGGCUUGUUUAAACGAAGCCUGGAGCACUUAUAUAAAUAGUUCGGAUGAAUCGGUGCAAAAGAAAUGGGCAAAGUCUGUUUUAAAAAUCCUCGAAAAACUGGACGCUUGUACCACUGAAGUUAGCACUUUCGUUGUGCGAUACUUGAAAGAAGAAGACCGAUCUCGACUGGUUCAAAAUUUAGUUCACAUCAUCUGCCAUCAACUGGAUGUUCCCGACAACACCACCGAAAUGAAUCUGAAGACUGUUUUGCCCUGGAUUCUACUUCACUCUAUUUUACAAUACGAAGAAGAUAAGGAACGAGCAAAAUCAAGCCAAGCCGACAAGAACAAAACCCUGCAAUCCCAAAAUCCCGAAUCUGAGGAUGAAGACGAGGACAAGGAUAUUCCAGCCUCUCUCAUGAUUCUCUUUGUCGCUCACGAAUUUCUCGGUCGCCGUCGCUGGUGUAUGAUGAACAAAGCAAAGCUCUUAAUCUUCAUAAUGAAUUUGAUAAUUCCGAAAAUGCGAACCCCGCAAUAUUCUCUGAUUCGCGACAAAUUGACAAAGUACUUGGAACAAAUUUUCUACUGCCUGUAUGGCCAUCCACUGCGACCGAACAAAUCAAAACCGAAGCAUUUGGAGGAUCACGAAGUCACGCAGAUGAUCUUGACCUGGGAAUCUGCUCAGCUCUUGUUUGAUUUCUACAGACCCAACAUCUUGCCAGAAUUCGAUAGUCCGCGUCCUCUUUCAAUUGUCGCUGACACGGAAAUUCUCUUUAAGAAAAUCAGUAAACUUGUUCCGCGAGAGAGCAAUCCUGUCCUAAUUUCAGAAGAGAUGAAUGCUUAUAUAUCGGGGGAAAAAGAUAAAAUGCCUAGUCUGAAGAAGCCUCUUUCAGAUCAAAUUGCCUCUUUGUAUUACCUGCUUGGCGAUUACUAUCUGAAAUAUCAAAAGUGGUCACAGGCGAUCAAAUAUUAUUUGUUGCAUUUGUGUUUGAAUCCGAUUGAUGUCAAUUCCUGGGCGGGAUUGGCGAUGGCGACUGGAACUUUGAUUGAAACUUGGCUGAAUAAUUGCCGACCGAAUAUAAAGGAGAACGAUUUCCUUGUUAAAGCAAAAAUCGCCCAAAAGAGUUACCAACGUGCUGUCGAAUUGUGUCCUGGUAAUCUGGUGAUUUGGACCGAAUAUGGAAAUUUUGUCUACAUGAUUCACUCAUUCUGUUCGCGUUUGCUGAAAGUCGAGAGCGACUCGCUCAGCAUGGAGAGAUUCCAAUUGUUGGAAACUAGAAAGGAAGAAAUGCUGGAAAUAGCCGCCAAUUGUUUUUCAUCGGCAAGCAGAAUUUAUAUUGCUUGCCAGGCAGAGGAAAUGCAAGAUGAACGUUGGCUUUAUCAGUAUAUGCUGGCUAAAAUUGCGGAAAAGCAGAACGAAGAUCCGCCCGUUUUUCUUGAUCACUAUUCCAAGGCGAGCGAAUUACUUUUAGAAAUAGGAGCUGAAUAUCCAGACAGAAUAAAUCACAAAACCCCUCAGACUCUGUCAGUUGAAGCUUUGGAAGUUCACUAUCGAAUUCACGCAAGCAUUCUCAAAUAUCUGGAACAGCAUGAAGGAAAACCGCUGAAAAAAUCCCUCGGGAAAUUAUUCGAGAAGCAUCUGAAAAAUUGUGCAAAAGGUCCUUUCAUGAAGUUCCAAUCAAAGUUGACUCUGAAUCUGGAGGCUGAUCAAAGCAUUUUAAUCAAAUCCUUCCUGAAUUCGGAAAAAACGAGCGCAGUUGAAAAACGAACAAACAGCAUUGAGGAAAUUGAAAUUAUAGACAGUUCAGUCUCGAAUAAAGUUGAUGUUUCGAAACCGGAGAGUCGUAAAAGGCCGCUGGAAGAAUCGCCUCCUGAUAAUGCGAAAAAAGUGAAAUUGAGUGGAAUUUCCCAUCUUCAGUUGAUGCAGGACGUUGUGGCAUUGAUUGAUGAUUUGAUAAACAAAGUCUGUGAAAUGGCAGUUGAAAAUAAAACAAAUGACGAGGAUAUCACUGUUAUAUCAAGCGAUGAAAAUGAAGAUGUGAAAGCAGAGAAAAAGAAGGAUUUUUCGGAACCGAUGAUUGUGGAGGUGAAUGGUUUGAAUGAAAAUGGGGAAAAGGGUCAGAGUUUGGACGUGAAAGAGGGAGUAGGGAAUCAGGUUGGAGGACAAAUUAUUUCAGAGGAAGAGAAUCUGAAGAAAACGGGACCGAAAUUGUCGCCAAAUGAAGACGGACAGGAUAAUCAAUCAAAAGAAAAAACAGUUGAGAAAAAGAAGGUUUUGAAAAAGGGAAACGCAACUUUGAGUCGAAGAGGUUCGCAGGAAAGUACAACGACCCAAACGAGUACAACCGAAACAAAUAAUUCCAGUUCUAGUAGCAGUGAAGAUAGUAGCAGCAGUGAAGAUUCUUCCGACAGUGAUAGUUCCAGCGAAAGCGAUAGUGAAUCGGCCGAGAGUGAAGUCGAGAAAAAGAAGAAGGAAAGCGACAUUUCUAAGGAAGAGGAAUGUUUUAAAGACGAGGAGACGGCAACUUUAAUAGCCUACUGCUUAUCUGGAUUAGAACAGUGCAUUCUGAGGUUUCCUGAACACUACAAAUCUCUAUACCGCAUGGCACAUUUCUACUUCAACAAUAAAAUGGCCAAAAGUUCUAAAAAGUGUAGAGAAUUGUUGCUUGAAACAUAUCAUUGCCAAUUUUAUCAAAAUCAGACCGUUCAAGGCCUCUUUGCGGAUAGAAAGAGCACCAAUUUUUUCAAUGGCGUUUGGAGGAUACCGAGUCACGAAAUCGACAGACCUGGGAGCUUUGCUUCUCAUAUGUCAAGAUGUGUAAUGUUGCUGAUGCAAGUUUUGAAAGAAACUGGAGACAGCAAAAUGUUGAUGGAACUUUGCGUUCAACUUCGAAAAGUUCCCGAAUCGGAUAAGAAAUAUUUGCGGGAUUCGGAAAGAGAACAACUCUCUCGUCAAGCUUGGACGCUGUGCGUUCAAUCUAUGCGAGGUAGAAUUCAAUUCAUGGAUUCGCCACCACCUUCCGAUUCUUUACAACCUGCAAAAACUGAUAAAAGAACACAAAUUCUGAUCGAUGUCUACCAAAUUUAUCAGCAAGUUGCCAAAAAAGAUUCUCAGUGGAAGGAAUCGACGGUCCAUACUUGUCGCAAUUUACUGGUUCAGGCUUAUAAAGCUUUUAUUGGAACUAAGAAUGUGGAAGGAAAUGUGGUUGAUGCUGCUCUGAAAUGCUGCCAACAGCAAGUCUUGGCGAAUAAGAUUGCGGCCGCAUCCAAUCCUUCUCCUGUCGCUACUGUCACGACUUCAACCACGACUUCAAAUCCUGUAACGACAUCCAGCUCGAUGACAAUCACAAGCAUACCGUACGUCGUUCAAAACCGGAAACCCUACCGGACCUCGACUUCAACAACAGGCCGACCUCGAGGACGUCCACCCAACAUAAACAAGCAUCUCCAGAGUAGUCUCCAGCACGCCGAUAGUAUGAAUAAUCAAUUUAAUUCUAAAGGAGCUUAUUCGAACUAUCUCAACACCUCAGGUAAUCGUUCUCUAAUGAAUCCCUAUUGUUUGAAUCCGUUAUUCGAUCCGAGCAUGUUCGCCGCUAUGUUGACUUCAGGCAUGAGCGGUGGCAUGAUGGAUCCUCUCUCCGCGAUGAAUUAUUUGAACCAGAUGGGAAGCUACCAAGACAUUCUCAGACAGUAUCAAAGUAAUCUCUCCUCAAUGACUAAUCUCGCUACUAGUCUCAGUAACGCGUCGAGCAGUGCGACCAGCCCUAGCAAUGUCUUGACGAUGAGCACGGCUAGUAGCAAUCAAUCCCCAAUCAAUACAAGCCCCAAUCUCGCUCAAUUUGCCAAUCUAAAUAACUUCAGUAAUUUAACAGUCAAACAGAUGUUAAGCCUGGCUAAUAGUUCUGCUUCUGCCUCUGCCUCUGCUUCUGCGUCGACGGCCACGCGACCUUCUCCACUCUAUCAGCAAUCGUCGGCCAAAACUACCACGACCACUUCAACGAUUAAGGAAAGGCCUGACAUCUCCAUAACACCCGUCGGCUCCUCUUCACUCCCUUACAAGCCGAAACUCCCCAAGCUUCCCAAACCCACCCAAGCAUCCCCGAAUGAUCCCUUCUCCAUGCAUCUCGCCAAACAGGGCCAAGCCUCGAAAUCCCUCUCGCACUCGUCAAACUCUCAAGUUUCUCUGCUCAAGCCCAAUCUUCAGUCGAAGCCAGUUCAACCACAAAAGCACAAUAUCCCGGUCCUUCAAAAACCAAUCGCAGCGCCUCCGAAAAUAUCCGCUCCGCCGAAGCAAGUCUCGACUCUUCCGAAGCAGGUCGCCGCUCCACAAAAUCGCGUCUCCAAGACCCUGGUCGAGCCUCAACCUGCCCACAAUUCCUCUCUCUCGUACUCGAAUUUGAAGGGAAGUCGUUUGGGGAAUCCGAGCCACUCGGGCAUAACUGUCAAGUCAGCAAAUCCAUCUAGCAUCCAGCCGGGCAUCCAGCCGGGAACUUCUUUGCAGCAUAAAUUGCUCUCGAAGAAGCAACCUCUGCCGUCGACAAGUCUCCCCAAUCCCAUGAAGAAACAUAAAAGCACAAAAUUCCCCUCUCAGAUGCCGCCGAGCACUUUCCAGAGUCUCCUGAAUGCUCUGCCCGGUUCUUCGCAGCCGUUCUUGCCGUCAGAGUUGAGUGUCUCGAUGAGUCCGGUUCCCAAAGGUCAGAGUUCGAAGCUUCCCACCUUCCGCAAACAGAAACCUCCUCUGAAAACAAUCGAGGUUUCGAGUUCGUUGUCCCAGUCGAAUAGCGAGGCUCUCACGAUGCUCUCGCAGUUGCAGCAUCACUCGGGAAUUGAGAUUAUCCCUCAGCAGAAAGGUCCGAGCUUGGACUUUCCGAGGAAUCUGCCGAAUCUGCCGGCGUCGCUCAGUGUUGUACCGCAAGGCUUGUCUGAGAGUGUCAAGGCGGCGAAUGAUGUCACGUUGUUUGAGUUGCCGAGAAAGCAGCCAACUGUUGUCCCGAGUGCCAAGCGAAAUGAGAAACCGGCGCCUAAAGAUAGUGUGGAAAUUAUUACGCUGGAUGACUGAAAUUACUUCACGAUUCGGCGAUAAGAUUUUUGUGAUUUUCUGUUGACUUGAGACUGCCGAAUCGUGAUUGUUUUUGAUGAUAAUGAUAAUGAUGAUGAUGAUGAUGAUGAUGAUGAUGAUGAAGAAGAAUAGGAAGAAUUGUGUGGAGAAUUUUUCGUGGCAAUGUGUGGAGAAUUGGGAGGAGAGGGGUAGGAAAUUAUCUAGAGAAAUGAAUUUCAAACGACUGAUAUUGAGUGAAUAGGUAAGCUUCUCAGUAAGGGAGUGUCCAUUAAUUAUUGAAGGAUUUUUUUUGGAGGAAGAGUGAGAUAAAGAAUUGCCUAAGCAAGUUUCAUCUGUCUAAUUAUUUUUCUUUUUCUUAAUAUGGUAAUUUAAACUGGGAUUGGCUGUUGAUCUUGAAUUGUUGAUCAAUUCUUGAAAUCUGGUUUAUUCGUUUCAUGGAAUAUCGGAGAAUUCCUGGAGAUUUUUGCAAUUCUUUGAAAUCCCUUGAAUUUUAUUUCAAAUUUUUAUAAAUCACUUGAAAACCUUUCCUUUUAAAAACUUGAGUUUCGUGAUAAUCUCUUGAUAUUCCUUAAAAAACAGGAAAUCCAAUAAAAUUUUUUUUGAUUCGAUAAAAUUGGUUAAAAUCCUUAAAAUUCUAUUAAAUAUGUCGAAAUGUUACGAGUUUCCUUGAAAUCUUUUGAGAUCCCGUCAAUUGUACUGAAAAUUUUGGAAAUUCCUUUAACCUUUAAAGGGCACGCUUCCGUAAAAUUACACAAAGAGCAUACUGGGUGUUAGGUACCCAAGAGUAUUCAAAUGUGUGCUGUGCCGAUGGUAUUGGGUAGUUUUUUUUACAAGAAAAUUAAUUAAUGAUGUUUAAUCUGUCUAGUUUAAGGAGGAAAGGGUUUCAUAACAGUUUUUGAAAUUUAAAGUAGUUUUAAAAAAUCCUUU